GGAUGCUGCGAAGGUUUUGCAGUGGCGAGAGGAAGAAAAAGCAGCAUGCAGGAGAAAUGAUGUGUCUUCCAAUGAGAAGGACAAGUACAUGCUGACCUUAUUUGAAAUGAAUAAAUGCCAGUCAGCUUCUGCAGCCUCAACAGGAUCUGAUGACAGCAGGACUGAACUAAGUGUACUGGCUGCCAAGGUAACAAGGCUGGAAAACCAGUACGGCUUUGUGCGAUCUUCAGAGGACAGCAGUCAGUACAGAGAACAGCUGACAUCAGCUGUUGUCAGCAAACGCAAGCUGGUGCUGGAGCAGAUGAGAUCAGUGGCUGCAGAAAGAAGCUACAGUCUGAUGCAGCUGGCAGAAGCUCGUGGCCAGGAAGUGGCCAAGAAAAUGAGCACAGUUGUGAGCAGACACAACAAAAGAUUGAAGAGUCUGCUCACGAUUUAUAACAAGUUUUCACCUGUUGAAGGUCAAGAAACCCUGCCUGCAACACUCCAGUUUGCAGAUGUUGCUGACAGGGGCAGCUGGGUAUAUGGUGUGUCCCAGAACAUCAUCAUUAAAAAGAAAAUUUAUUCAGCUAUCUGA
Molecule: messenger RNA, 574 nt
Organism: Pomacea canaliculata
Lineage: Eukaryota; Metazoa; Mollusca; Gastropoda; Architaenioglossa; Ampullariidae
Exons: 5
Coding region: 89-574 (161 amino acids)
Source: RefSeq, a predicted model, not a curated record